UGCAUAAAAUUACAAUCAGAUUUUAGCUCCCACUACAAAUAAUUUUAUACAUAUAUAAAAAAGGACUGAUCCUCUCCACUUGCAAAGAAGUCAAGACCUACUACUGUGCAUCCUCUCUAUUUACGCGUCUUUACUUUUCCUUGUGAUCCUCUUCUUCCUGCUGUUAACGGUGAUGAUGGCUUCUUCUUCUUCUUCUUCAUCAUCUCUUGCUCGAUGUUGGUUGUAUCACGUCUUCCUGAGCUUCCGUGGUGAAGACGUUCGCAAAAGCUUUCUUAGUCACGUUUUGAAAGAGUUCAAAAGCAAAGGAAUCAAUGUUUUCAUUGAUAACGAGAUCAAGCGAGGCCAAUCUAUCAAUCCAGAGCUUGUUGAAGCGAUCAGACAAUCAAGGAUUGCCGUUGUAUUGCUCUCCCGUAACUAUGCUUCUUCAAGCUGGUGUCUGGAUGAGUUGGUGGAAAUCAUGAAGUGCAGGGAAGAGGAUCAACAAACAGUGUUGACUAUUUUCUACGAUGUGGAUCCAUCUGAAGUUAGGAAGCAGACCGGAGAUUUCGGAAAGGCCUUUGACAUAACCUGUGUGGGGAAAACAGAAGAGGUGAAGCAGUCAUGGAGGCAAGCUUUAAAUGAUGUCGCGGGUAUAGCUGGUUACCACUCUAGCAACUGGUUCGUUCACUUCUUUUUUUUUUUACUUCCACUUGGAUAUUAUGUUGUAGUACAUGAUGAUGACUGUUUUAAUGAAUAUCCUACGUUGUUUUUGUUAGUGGAAAUGAAGCUUAUUUGAUCAACAAAGUUGCCUCUAAUGUCAUGGCUGUGUUGGGUUUUACACCAUCAAAAGACUUUGAUGACUUUGUUGGCAUAGGAGCUCGUAUCACCGAGAUAAAAUCGAAGUUGAUCUUCCAGUCAGAGAAUGUUAAGGUGAUUGGGCUUUUGGGUCCUGGCGGGAUUGGUAAGACAACCACUGCUAGAGUUUUAUACAACCAACUCUCUCACGCUUUUCAAUUCAACACGUUUUUGGA
Molecule: messenger RNA, 1010 nt
Organism: Brassica napus (rape)
Lineage: Eukaryota; Viridiplantae; Streptophyta; Magnoliopsida; Brassicales; Brassicaceae
Product: disease resistance-like protein DSC2
Exons: 1
Coding region: 173-775 (200 amino acids)
Biological process (GO): signal transduction
Source: RefSeq, a predicted model, not a curated record